GGUUGAGUUUGGAGGUCAUGACCUUGACCCCUCGAUGUGAGCAUGUAGAAACUGCACAAGGUGUUCCACUUACGGUUACGGGUGUUGCUCAGUGUAAGGUCAUGACAGAAAAGGAAUUCCUUUCUACAGCAGCCGAGCAGUUUCUGGGUAAAAAUGUUGAUCACAUCCAGUCUGUCAUCUUGCAGACUUUAGAGGGACACUUGCGGGCUAUCCUCGGUACUUUAUCGGUAGAGGAAGUGUACAGGGAUCGAGAUCAGUUUGCCUCUCUUGUGAGGGAGGUUGCAUCCCCAGAUAUUGGUAGAAUGGGCAUUGAAAUUCUCAGUUUCACCAUUAAGGAUGUUUUUGAUCGAGUCGAAUAUCUCGAAUCUCUUGGAAAGUCUCGAACUGCAGCGGUAAAGAGAGAUGCAGAUAUUGGAGUUGCUCAAGCAGAGAGAGAUGCUGGAAUACAAGAAGCUGAAUGUGAGAAGUCUGCAAUGGACGUGAAAUAUGGGGCCAACACCAAGAUUGAAGAUUCUCAUCGCCUUUAUCAGCUGCAGAAGAACAAUUUUGAUGGAGAAGUGAACACAAAGAAAGCAGAGGCUCAGCUGGCAUAUGAACUACAAGCGGCUAAAAUGAAGCAGAAGAUCAGAAAUGAGGAAAUUGAGAUCGAUAUUGUUGAACGAAGGAAGCAGAUCGCCGUCGAAGAAAAGGAGAUUCAAAGGAAAGAGAAAGAACUAACCGCCACUGUUCGGUUACCAGCAGAAUCGGAGGCUUACAAAGUAGAGAUGUUGGCUCAGGGUAAACGGACUCAAACAGUGGAGGUUGCUCGAGCAGAGGCAGAAAGGAUUAAGAUGAUCGGUGCUUCUGAGGGUUAUGCAAUAGAAGCAGUUGGAAAAGCAGAAGCAGAAAGAAUGAGGAUGAAAGCAGCAGCUUAUAAGCAGUAUGGUGAUGCUGCUGUUAUGAGUAUCGUGCUGGAAGCUUUACCAAAGGUUGCAGCAGAAAUUUCAGCUCCACUCAGUAAAACUGAUGAGAUUGUUCUGGUCAGUGGGAGUGAUGGAGCAGUGUCUGAAGUGAACAGAUUGGUCAGCCAAGUUCCUCCAGCUGUCCAUGCUCUUACAGGAGUGGAUUUAUCUAAGGUGUUGUCGAAGAUACCCGGUGCAAAGUGAUCCACGCUCGUCGAUCAAACCUCGUGCAGUAGCAAAGGUUUUAUUAGUCUGAUGUUGAUGUUCUGUCAAGUGUUAAUUUGGUUUGUCGUACUGGUUAAUAAAGCCAGAGAAAAUAAGCAACUUACAAAAGUUUCCAUCACUUUGAUUGCCACACAUGGGUACAAAACUAUUUACUUCAAAAUGCUGCCAUGUUUUACGCAGUGCCUCUGUCAUAUCCUAGCAGCUAGAAGAUGAAAUAUCUUGUGUUAUAUUGUAAUGCAUGUCGUUUUUAUUAUUCUAAGGCCAGUUUUAUUAUUUUUGCACUUACUUCUUUGGAAAUAUACACAACAUUGUACGAAUAUAAUUUCAAAUACUAAAUAGUUAUCUUGUUGAAGAAAAGCUCCAGAAUAUGGGGUGAUAAGUCACUGUUAGGUUAUCCAUAAAUUUUCACCACAGCAGGCCUUAUUAGAAUAAAUCUGGCUUAUUAAUGACUAGGUCACAUGACCCACAAGUAAGUUUUGAGGAGAAAGACUUUUUCUUGUAUGGAAAACCUGACUUUUUAAUAGUAUUAACUGAAUCUUAUAUUUUCACCAGAAAUGUUACUGGAUCCACUCAAAUUUUCAAAAUAUUUCUAAUGAAUAUACAGAGAUUAUUUUUAUUUAUAUCUCAAAAUUUUUCUUUCUUAUUUUACCAAAAAAAAAAAUAUAUAUGUAUAUAUAUAUUGUAUUAGUUUAUAUUUCUCGUUGAUAUCUUGGUUAACGGACAUAUACUCUUUCUAUACAAUAAAAAAUUUCAGAUGUUCAGAAACAAUCUGGUUCAUUAAAAGGUCAUUUAUUAUAACUUUUUAAUGUUUCUUGUUUUUAAUUUUACAGAUAGCAUUAUAAUUUUACUUCAGUAUAUUACUCUUUAUAAAGAUCAUUUGUUGUUGUUGUAUUUAAAUGUUUCAGUAUUUUUGAUUUUGCGGUCUGUAUGAAAAGGAAACUACGUUUCGCUCGCGUUUUUAAAUCUGUAAUCAUCCACGUGUGAUUUUUCCGCAUGAAACCGUACGCUUUAUGAAACUUAAAAAGAACAAACUUUUUCUCAGUAAGUUUUAAUGUUCACAUGAGCUUUGUAUAUCGUUAACGGGCCUUGAUAAUCUUUAAUCUCUUCUCAUGUAACUUCAGAAACACCAGAUACUCCUAAGUGCCGGGUUUUAGUUAUAUGUGCUUGUCAAUUUCUGAUAGAGAAAUUAUAAAAAUUUAAUCUUCUUAAUGCUUCUCUUAACUUAAACCAGAAAUAUAUGGAGGAAGUAUAAAAUAAAAGGAAUAAGAACAAUUAAAGCAAGAGAGAGAGAGAGAGGUGGUUUGUCUGGGACAAAUAAAAUGACACACUAUUUAGCCGAAACAACUGACAUUUGAAAAUAAAACACUGGAAAAAUAACAGCAGAAAACCAAAUAAAAGAACCAAAAAAAAAAUAAUGGUUUUUAUCUUUUGAACAGAUACCAUACCAGGCCUUUCCAAAAACAAUAUCUUUUUAUCUUCUUUGUUCAGCAUGUAAUUAAAAUGCAACAGUUUUUAUGACUGUGUUUUAUUCACUUGUCUUAGAUAAGAUUGUUUUAAUUGUGUCUUAGCUUUACCCGCCAGGAAGAUCAUUUAGUCUUUUCUUUUAACUGUAAGUUUAGAACACUUAGCAUAAUACGAGUUUGUUAACUUACAGCUGAAACUGCUGUGUGGAAAAAAAAACAAACAAAGAUCCCGAUCCUUCAACAGAUAAUAUCCUUUGUCAUUAAUUAAAAAAUUAUAAUGUUAUUAAUGGGUACCUCUCAGGGUUAGCGGUAUCCUCUUUCUUCAGCCACUUGUAUACAUAUACCCACGUCUCAUCAUUACAGCUAACUUCACUUUAAAUGAAAUAUGUUUACAUAAUAAUAGUAAGUUUGUGGCAAAGAAUGACAGUUGAAGUUUAAACAUAUAUAUAUAUGUGUGUGUGUGUGUGUGUACCAGUACGUGGAAAAUUAUCUUUACAGUUUAUUAGAGGCCAUUGUAGAUAUUGUUUUUGUUAGCAAAGUUGUCAGAUAAUAAGUUUUAUAUGAAUAGAUUUUAUGAAUCAGAUUUCAUUGAUUUUAUCAGAUCUCAAAGUCGUACUGCUUACAGUCUACUCCAAAAAUGCCGUUUCUCAAAUGCUCUCAGUCUUUAAUCAACUAGUACAAAUUAGAAGUUGUAUCCAGUGAGACUUUUUUUUCAUGGUUUUGUACCUCAGAAUAUUAAACACAGAUUUUUACACUGAAAAUGUAUGCCUGACAUAAAGUUAGUUGUUCAAAAAAAAGGUGUUAGUUGUAUUGAACAUGUGAUUAACAUUUGGUGUGUUUUUUUUUGUAUACUGUUUGUCUGAUUACUGAGGAAUCAAACAACAACUAGAAAUGUCCAAUUUGUUCAGGGAGCUAUUUCAUAUUGUGUGUACGAUAAACUUUGAUUAUGUUUGUUAAAUUUGUGUACACCAACUCAUUUAGACUACAUUAUAGAUAAAUUUUUGAAUUCGAAAACAAUGUAUUGUCUACUGUAACAGGUUGUAUUUACGUGGAAUAUCUGUUUUCUCUGAAAUAAAAAUACAAAGGGAGUUUCGUGUAAAGUAAUUUAUCCGUAACGAAGCUUUUUCUCUCUCUUCGCGAUGAGAUGUUUCUAUCUCGUCAAAUGUUAAUUAUUUGAAUGAUAAAUAACCCACAAGUCUGAUUAUAGUCCAAGUAGAAUUCCAUGUCUAUUGGUUGUAUUCAUAUAUUGUUGCACGUCAGCAGGCGUGUGUCUAAUUGUCGGUUUUUAAUUUUCAGAGAAGAGGUUUUUUUUUUUUGUUCUGUGCUAGUCUUAAGUUGUGUGUGAUUUUAAAGUUAUUUAAAAUUUUUGCUACUCUACUUUCAACAUGGUGUAAGCUUAAAUUCAGCCUUUUUAUUAUAUGUGUAUCUAUAACUGUGAAAUAUUUGGCAGUGUCAUUGCUUCAUCGUUUUAAUAAACAUUUUGGAUCUUGCA
Molecule: messenger RNA, 4121 nt
Organism: Limulus polyphemus (Atlantic horseshoe crab)
Lineage: Eukaryota; Metazoa; Arthropoda; Merostomata; Xiphosura; Limulidae
Gene: Flo2
Product: flotillin-2-like
Exons: 7
Coding region: 18-1145 (375 amino acids)
Biological process (GO): protein localization to plasma membrane; regulation of myoblast differentiation
Cellular component (GO): plasma membrane
Source: RefSeq, a predicted model, not a curated record